UUUUGCUUGCAAAUUGUCUCUGGUUACAAAGCACACUGCAAGUGAGCAGCCUCCAGAAAUGAUGCCGGGGGGAAAACCCUUUGAACAAAAUUCCCCUCAGAAGAAACAAGAGAGGUUUUCCACAUGCUCUGAGUGCAGGAAAGCCUUUACUCAUCGGUCUCUUCUUUUGAUCCACCAGAAGCUGCACAUGGGGAAUGGAUCACAUCUCUGUUUGACAUGCGGGAAAUCCUUUCCUGGAAUGUGGAGCUUUGCCAAACAUCUCCGGAGCCACCCUGGAGUGAAGCCUUACAAAUGCGGAGGGUGCGGGGAGCGUUUUGCUAAAGGCUCGGACCUUGGAGCCCAUCAGCGAAUCCACCAGGGAAGAAAGAGAUCUCAGGAAUGCUGGAAGUGGAGGAAAAGAUUGUGGUUAUGUCAGAAAUCAGAGCUUCACACACGAGAGAAACAUUACAAGUGCGGCCAAUGCGAGAAGACCUUCCCUCAGAAGUCGCAGCUUUGGCUCCACCAGAAAGUUCACCAGGAAAUAAAGUCUUACAAUGCGUGCGGGGGUGAAAUUGCCCCGCGAUCCUCUCUUCGGAGUCGCAAGAAAAAAAACCGACAGGAGAAAAAUGAAGAGUGUCCAGAAUGCGGGAAAUGUUUUUGCACCAAGGCCUCCCUGAUACGACAUCAGAGAAUCCACUCUGGCGACAGACCCUAUCAAUGCUCGGACUGUGAGAAAGAAUUUGUGUAUUUUUCGGACCUUUGCAGGCACCAGGAACGGCACAGAGGAAAGAAACACUAUAAAUGUGAGGAGUGUGGGAAAAGCUUUUCUUGCAAGUCCUAUCUUCGUUCACACCAGGAUGCCCACACAGGGGGGAAACCCUACAAGUGCACAGAGUGUGGGAAGUGCUUCCAUGUAAAGGGAGGCCUGUGGCAACACCAGAAGAUUCACUCGGGGGAGAAGCCCUUUCAGUGCAUCGAGUGUGGAACAUUUUUUCUUACCAAAGGAGGCCUCACACGUCACGGGCAAGUUCACAAAGGAAGAAAAGAUCACAAAUGUUUAGACUGUGGGGAAACAUUUUCUUAUUUGUCAACCCUGAGAAAACACAGCCUGAUAAAGCACGUAGGAGUGACUUAUCUGAAAUGUUUGGAGUGCGGUAAAUGUUUUUACAGGAAAACCCAUCUUUUGCAACAUCAGGCCACUCAUACUGGAGAAAAACCUCAUAAAUGCUUGGCCUGUGGGAAGAAUUUUGCUCUCAAAGAUUACCUUAAAAAGCACGAGAGAGUUCACUCAGGAGAGAAACCUUACAAGUGUGGGAAAUGUGGCAAGGCCUUUGCUCGCAGCUACGACCUCCGGGCCCACGAGCAGAUUCACACAGGGAUAAAACCUUAUCAGUGCUUAGAGUGUGGAAUGAGUUUCACUCAUACUUCAUCUCUUCGGAGUCAUAAGAGAAGACACGACUCUCAGAAAAAGAAGAAGUGAACAGAAUGUGGGAAAUGCUUCGCUCAGACAGGAGGACUCCGUGCCCAUCUGAGAAUCCACACAGGGGAGAAGCCAUAUCUGUGUUGGGAGGGUGGAAAAUGUUUUACUCAACAGGGAGAACUUUGGAAACAUCAGGUGGUUCACUUGGGGG
Messenger RNA from Notechis scutatus (mainland tiger snake), 1610 nucleotides. The record is from RefSeq and is a predicted model, not a curated record. Lineage: Eukaryota; Metazoa; Chordata; Lepidosauria; Squamata; Elapidae.